Molecule: messenger RNA, 2724 nt
Organism: Oncorhynchus keta (chum salmon)
Lineage: Eukaryota; Metazoa; Chordata; Actinopteri; Salmoniformes; Salmonidae
Gene: csnk2a2b
Product: casein kinase 2, alpha prime polypeptide b
Exons: 11
Coding region: 889-1818 (309 amino acids)
Biological process (GO): protein phosphorylation; regulation of chromosome separation
Cellular component (GO): nucleus; protein kinase CK2 complex; cytosol
Molecular function (GO): ATP binding; protein serine/threonine kinase activity
Source: RefSeq, a predicted model, not a curated record
CGGUAAUACGAUUCCAAUUGAGUUUCCCAUCUCUUCAAAAUUAUAUUUGGUUUAUCCAGAUGAUAUUCGUUUCCGGGUGCACUUUCUAUCGCAAUCCGGUUUCUUGCGGUUCGGAAUAAGGACCGGGGGCGGGGGCGGGGGGUCUACAAGAAAGCCCCAAAACCCGAACUCCAACAGGUUUUUCAAGCGAAUUUUUAGGUGGUCUUCACUGCACCGCGCUCCACCGUGGCGCGAUUCUGACUGAGUUAGCAUAGUAGCUAACAAAAUGUAUUUAUACUCCACCCAUCUCCAACCGGCUGAAGCGACUAGUCAAUACCCCAUAGUUAGGGGUGAGCUGUAAAACCCAACUUCUCUAUUGGACUUUUCCGUUCAAUUCCUCCCCAUCCACCCCGCUGGAAGAUUGCAUUGGGAGGGCCAUAACAAGAAGAGUGUACUCUGGUAGGAACCCAGUUUCGGAUUCGGGAUUUAAGGCCCACAAAGGGGUUGGGGGUUUAAACCACAAUCAUUUGAUCCCUAAACCCGCCAUGCCUGGCUUCUCGGUCAGUGUUUUGGUCACCUUUAAUAAAAAUGUUUGCCUUUUAUUUUAUGUAAAUAGUGGCAGUUCUUGAAUUUGGCUUUCUACCUCAACACUCCAUUUUCAUUCUCCUCCCAGACGUUUUAACACUAGCAGUAUCUGACGGCCCUCGUCUCCCCUUAUCCAUCAUCAACCUCGGUGCGCAGCGCACUGUGGUCAUCUCUCGCGGGGGGAAAUAUAAGAAAAUAGGAACCACCUUACUCGGACAAAGCGAGGCUCCGACAAGAGAACAGCGAUCUGUAUUCCCUUUCCAAGUAGCAAACGAGCUCUGUGGCAAUCGAAUCCUCAAAACAGACCGGGCUCCGGUGCUCGCCAUGCCCGGCCCGGCGGCCGGCAGUAAAUCUCGGGUGUAUGCAGAUGUCAACACGUUGAAGAGCAGGGAAUAUUGGGACUACGAAACCCACGUGCCUAACUGGAGUAACCAGGAAGACUACCAGUUGGUGCGGAAGCUUGGCAGAGGGAAGUACAGUGAGGUCUUUGAGGCCAUCAACAACAAUGACAAGGUGGUUGUCAAGAUCCUCAAGCCUGUCAAGAAGAAGAAAAUCAAGCGUGAAAUCAAGAUCCUGGAGAAUUUGCGAGGUGGAGCAAACAUCAUCCGAUUGGUGGACACAGUGAAAGACCCUGUGAUUUUUUCCUCUAUUUGUCCUCUCUCUCAAACCUCUCUACAGUCCCGAACGCCUGCGCUUGUCUUUGAAUGCAUCAAUAACACAGAUUUUAAGGAGCUCUACCAGAAGUUAACAGAUUUUGAUAUCCGUUUUUACAUGUAUGAACUACUUAAGGCUCUGGACUACUGCCACAGUAUGGGGAUAAUGCACCGUGAUGUCAAGCCCCACAAUGUGAUGAUUGACCACCAGAUGAGGAAGCUACGUCUAAUAGACUGGGGCCUUGCAGAGUUCUACCAUCCUGCACAGGAAUACAACGUCAGAGUAGCAUCUCGCUACUUUAAGGGACCUGAGUUACUGGUGGAUUACCAGAUGUACGACUACAGUUUGGACAUGUGGAGUCUUGGCUGCAUGCUUGCCAGUAUGAUCUUUCAGAAAGAGCCCUUCUUCCAUGGCCAGGACAAUUAUGACCAGCUAGUCCGAAUUGCCAAAGUCCUGGGGACAGAUGAACUUUUUGGUUACCUGCGCAAAUACCACAUUGAACUGGACCCACGCUUCAAGGACCUUCUUGGCCAAAGCAGCUUUGGCGGUGAUUACACCUGUGAGUCUUUCUGGGGGCUCCCGAGUGGUGCGGCGGUCUAAGACACUGCAUCUCAGUGCUUGAGGCGUCACUACAGACACCCUGGUUUCAUUCCAGGCUGUAUCACAACCGGCUGUGAUUGGGAGUCCCAUAGGGCGGCGCACCAUUGGCCCACGUCGUCCAGAUUUGGCCAUUGUAAAUAAGAAUUUGUUCUUAACUGACUUGCCUAGUUAAAUAGCAAAUCAAAUGUUCAUAUUUUUUUAUUAUCUAUGCGUAGCCUACCUACAUGUACAAAUUACCUAGACUAACCUGCACAUUGACUCGGUACCGGUUCCCACUGUAUAUAGCCUCAUUAUUGUUAUUUUAUUAUUUUAUUUGUAUUAUGCACAGGCUUCCUUAUUUUCACUCUUUAGGUUAGUAUUGUGGAGUAACUACAAUGUUGUUGAUCCAUCCUCAGUUUUCUUAUAUCACAACCAUUCAAAUCUGUAACUGUUUUAAAAUCACCAUUGGCUUCAUGUUGAAAUCCCUGUUUUUUUUUUUACACUUCUACCAAUCGGUGCCCUUUGUGAGGCAUUGAAAAACCUCCCUGGUCUUUGUGGUUAAAUUUGUGCUUGAAAUGUAUUUCUCGAUUGAGGGACCUUACAGAUAAUUUAAUGUGUGGGUACAGAGAUGGGCAGUCAUUCAAAAACCAUGUUAACCACUAUUAUUGAACACGGAAUGAGUCCAUGCAACUUAUAAUGCUAUUUGUUAAGCACUUUCUUUACUUCUACACUUAUUUAGGCCUGCCAUAACCAAGGGGUUGAAUACUCAUUGACUCAAGACAUUUCAGCUUUUCAUUUUGUAUUAAUUUCUAAAAUGUUCUACAAACCAAAUUCCACUUUGACAAUAUGGGGUAUUGUAUGUAGAUCCGUAACACAAAAUCUCAAUUCAAUCCAUUUUAAAUUGGGGCUGUAACACAACAAAAUGUG